AUGUGGAACCGAAUUGCUACACGCGUCAGUCGUCGUGCACCACAAGUCGUAGCUGCUGCUGUUCGACCUUCCAUUCGUCAUGUCGCACGUCCUGCAAUCACCACAAGAACUUUUUUCACUAGCCCUACCCGAUUGGACAGCCUUGCCGAUGCCCAAGAACAGAUAAAGAAGGGUACUGAAUAUCUCAACCAAGGAUCGCUUGAUAUGGCUAUGCACAGCUAUCACAAGAGUGUCCAAAUUGCUCCUAGUGCCGCUGGCUAUUUUAACAUUGGCGUUUGCUAUUUUCAAAUGGGCAAACACAAGGAUGCUAUCGAUUCAUUCGAACGUUCAUUGGACUAUGAGCCUAACCAAGCUGACGCCCACACCAACAUUGCCUCCGCUUACUUGAUGCUCAAGAACGUCCCCGAAGCUAUCAAGCAUCUUGAACAAGCAUCCAACUUUAAUCCACUUGAUGGUGAAAUCCAAUACAAUCUUGGGUGUGUGUAUGAAGCUAUGGGUAAUCUGGAAGGCGCCAAAACGCGCUUUGAACGUGCUGGUAUUCUUGGUAUCGAGAAAGCUGAUCAGGCAUUGGAGAAGCUUGCCACCAAAAUGGAAAAGCAAUAA
Lichtheimia ornata is the source of this 603-nucleotide messenger RNA. RefSeq lists its product as uncharacterized. The coding region runs from base 1 to 603 and encodes 200 amino acids. The record is from RefSeq and is a predicted model, not a curated record. Lineage: Eukaryota; Fungi; Mucoromycota; Mucoromycetes; Mucorales; Lichtheimiaceae. Gene Ontology annotation, molecular function: protein binding. The transcript has 4 exons.